AUGUUCUUGAAAGCAACUUGGACGUCCGAACCGCUGCCGCGACAGGAGAUCGGUGAGAGCCGCUUGGAUCUUCUUGGGAAGUUUUGGAACCUGGUGGACCAGGGAUGGCUACGGCAUCAGUGGGAGAUGUGGCCAACCGGACUCGGUCGCCGACUGGUGGAACAUGGAGGCAGCCUGGAUGGAUCAGGGGAGAUGGCACAGAAGCUUGCUGAUUUCAGGAUGGAAGCAGCACCCCGAUGGGACGGCGAGCGCUCUGAGGAGCAGUGCCGGGAGUACGCGAGGACAUUGAAGCUGUGGCUGAUUGAGGCCAAAGAACGGUUGCCAGGCAAUCUGAUAGGGAAACGAAUCCUGGACUCGAUUCCCUACGCGAUCACGAUCAUCGAGGAGGCCCAUGAGUACUUGAAGGUGGCCAAGCUGGAGCAAGCCUUCAAUGCGGCGAUCUUUGGCGGAAGGCGCAAGGCGUGCCAGAGCUUGACGGGUUUCCUUGCGAGCAAACGUGCUGCCUUUGCUGAACUGAAGAAACAAGGCCUUGAUCUCCUCGAUUCCGAGGCCGGCCAGCACUUGCGCGGCCAUUUGGUCCUCCGCCAAGGAGGCUUCAGCCAGGACGAGCGCCAACGCAUCCGAGUGUUAACAGAUGGCUCGAUCAACUUCAAGCUGGUGGAGGCCGCCAUCCGAAAGAUCUUCAAUGAUACCCUGGAUGUAGUUCCAGAGUACAAGGGCAAAGGCUCGUACUGGAACGAGGAAGAUGGUGAUGAGGAUGCCGGGGAUUGGUGCAAGGGCCACGUCUACUACCAAGACGAAGGCUACAAUGAUGGCGAGGCCACGAUCUUCGAGGAUCUGAUGGAGAUGGAUGACUCGGGCGAGGUGUACAUGUGCCUGGAAGAGAUGCUCCCGCCCAUGCUUGACGAGACGGAGGCGAUCCAGUAUGCAGGCGGGCUGGUGAGCUAUGUGUACGCCGAGACGGCUGAGAGAUGGAUGUCGAAAGGGAAAGGAAAGGGCAAACGGCCCAAAGGCAAAGGAAAGGGAAAGGGCCACGGCAUGAACAAGGGCACCAAUGGCUUCGGCGUCUACGGCACUUACGCCGAUCACUGCAAGGCCUUGCAGGACGUCCUUGCAAGACCUCAAGAACAGGAGAAGGUGCCACCAGUGCCAUCAGAUGGGACACUGGAGCCGUCAGGCUCGCACUCUGUCUCAGAGAGUACGGCAGCUCAGAAAAGGAAGGGCCCGCAUCAUUUCAUCAUUCCCGCCGGCUCCGCAGAUGGCGCCUGUCCCGAAGUCCUUGGGCUGGGCGACGGUGAGCUUGGUCGUACUCGGCAUCGACGGAGGUCGCCUUCGCUGGGGGGGAGUGCUUUGGUGGACACGGCUGCGCAGCAUGGUUUGAUUGGUGAACAAACAUUGCAACAGCAUGACCUUUACUUGCAACAGCACUACCGCCUCCGCGUGCAGAUCACGGGAGAGAAGGUGGAACCGUGCGUGGUGUGUGCGGGCUGGGGUGUUGCGGGUCCAGGUGGUGCCGGGAAGCAUGCCAUGUCUUUUGCCCGCGUAUUUGCUGACGCAGACUGGAGCGACAUGGCCAACCUGUUGCUCUUUCACACGUCAGUGAACACCUUUCAGUACAUGAAGCGGACCGUUCCUGACCUCCCCCGCGAAUCUCGAGCUUGCUGUGCUGAGCGGAUCUCGACAGCCUGCGACCUUUUCGAGCAGACCAUUCGCCAAACUCAGCUCAGAGGACUUCGGCGAUUUGCUUUGCAGAGGGCUGCUCUCGAGCGGAAGGCAAGGCUGAUUCAACAACAGGAGCAGCUGCUGCUGGCAGCCGCUAAGGAACAGGCGACGCGUCCUCCUGGCCGACGUUUGGUGGCAGAGGAGCGAAGUUCAGCAUCCACGCGUGGAGCAUGUGGGCCGCAGCAAAAAUUUGACACCAGUGUUGGAGCCGACCACGUGCUGGCACAAGAAUGCCAAGCACGGCGCCAACAGCGACUGGUCUUGGACGAAGUGUGA
Messenger RNA from Symbiodinium sp. CCMP2592, 1998 nucleotides. NCBI's taxonomy places the organism in Eukaryota, Dinophyceae, Suessiales, Symbiodiniaceae. The record is from the annotation of a GenBank genome assembly.